Molecule: messenger RNA, 2096 nt
Organism: Zea mays
Lineage: Eukaryota; Viridiplantae; Streptophyta; Magnoliopsida; Poales; Poaceae
Product: ubiquitin-protein ligase
Exons: 1
Coding region: 241-1926 (561 amino acids)
Biological process (GO): protein ubiquitination
Molecular function (GO): protein binding; ubiquitin-protein transferase activity
Source: RefSeq, marked validated
ACUUCACACUCCCAGGCUCCGGCUCCAGCUACAGCAUCAGCCCCAGCCCCAGCCCCAGCCCCAGCCAGGAGCCAGCCACGGGAACAAAGGAACCAGUGCACCACAAGCUCCAAAGCAGCCAACACACACCAAGAAAAAACCAAAAGCCAUGCCCCCGGUAGCAGCAAAAGCACCAAUCGUUCCCCGCCGCCGUCUCUAAGCUACUGUGCAUACCCCCACCUCGCGGCCGCUCGCCGGUCCAUGGGUGCGGCUCGUCCGCGGCGCUGGAAGCUGCCGUUCCACCGCACCGUCAGCGCCGUGGGCGGCGGGGGCGGCGCGCCGUGCUCGCCCUCGUCCAGGUCGUCCUCCUCGCCCGCGCGGUCCGAGGCGUGGGCGGCCGAGGCGGUGCCGGAGGAGUUCCUGUGCCCGAUCUCCGGCGCGCUCAUGGCGGACCCCGUCAUACUGCCGUCGGGGAAGACCUUCGAGCGGGCCUGCCUCCAGGCCUGCGCGGAGCUCGCGUUUCUGCCUCCGGGAGUCGAGGCCGGGGACGCGGACACUGUCAUCCCUAACUCCGCGCUCAAGGCGGCCAUCUGCACUUGGUGCGCGCGCUCCGGACGGGAGGUGCCGGCGCCGCCGUCCGCCGAGGCGGCGCGGCAGGCCGUGCAGCGCGCUAUGCCUCCGGCGGCUGCCAAGUCCGUGAGGACGACCACCACAAGGCGCGCGGUGGUGAUGGCCGCGAGCACAUCAAACUCGUCCACGUCGUCGUACGGGUCGGCCUCGGAGAUCACCGCGGCGGAGGACGAGGCCAAGGCCAAGGAAGAGGCGCCGCGGAGGAGGACGGUCAAGGAAGCGGAGGUGGAGCCGGCGGCGGCGCCGCCGGCUGACCCGCUGGAGGACGAUGUGGUGGGCAAGGUGAUGGACGCGGACGACGACGGCGUGGUCGCUGCGGCGAUGGGCGCGCUGCGGGAGGCCACGCGCGAGGGCGAGGAGCGGCGGCGCGCGCUAUGCACGCCGCGCCUUCUCGGCGCGCUGCGCCGCGUGCUGCUGCUCCCACGCCACGCGGCCGCCCGGGUGGACGCGGUGGCCGCACUGGUCAACCUCUCCCUAGAGCCCGCCAACAAGGUGCGCAUCGUGCGCGCGGGGGCAGUGCCGGCGCUCGUCGAGGUGCUCCGGUCGGGCGCGUCGGCGCCCGAGGCGCGGGAGCACGCGGCGGGGGCGCUCUUCGGGCUGGCCCUCAACGAGGACAACCGGGCCGCCAUCGGCGUGCUGGGCGCGGUACCACCGCUCCUCGACCUGCUCACGUCGCCCACCCACGCGCCCCGCGCGCGCCGCGACGCCGGGAUGGCGCUCUACCACCUCACCCUCGCGGCCGUCAACCAGUCCAAGGUCGCGCGCUUCCCCGGCGCGCCCAAGGCGCUGCUCGCCGUGGCCUCGGGCGCCGCGGAGCCGGGGCCCAUCCGGAGGCUGGCGCUCAUGGUGGCCUGCAACGUGGCCGCCUGCGCCGAGGGCCGCAACGCGCUGAUGGACGCGGGCGGCGUGGCGUCCGUCUCCGGCAUCCUCCUCUCGCCUUCUCACGACACCACCAACGGCGGCGGUGGCACCGCGGACCUGGAGGAGUGGUGCCUGUCGGCGAUGUACGCGAUGAGCCGAGGCAGCCUCCGGUUCCGCGGCCUGGCGCUCGCGUCCGGCGCGGACCGGGCGCUCCGGCGCGUGGUGGCCGACGAGGGCGGCGGCGUCCGGCGCGAGAUUGCUCGGAAGACCCUCCGCGCCAUGCGGAGCGACCUCGACGAGGACGGCGGCGAGUACAACGACCUGACCGGAAGCAGCGCGGAGUGCGGCGACGGUGAGGACUGCGGCGGGAGCAUCGUGUCGGACGGGCUCAUGUCGUUCCGGCGCCGGCAGCGCGAGCUCGGCGUCUCGUCGUGCGGCAACACCGCCGAGUUCUGAACCCGUUCUCCGGCGACCGGUGCCCGUCCACGUCCAUUGCGACUGAUGUUUUGCGCAUGUAUAAAUUGCUUGGUUUUAGGUUCACGAGGUUAGACAUUUGUGCCGUGUGUGAAGCAGAUGAUGAAAAACUUCCAUGGUUUUUGGAACCUGUGUGUGUGACUGUCAGUGAA